Messenger RNA from Momordica charantia (bitter melon), 847 nucleotides. RefSeq names its product heavy metal-associated isoprenylated plant protein 26. Gene Ontology annotation, molecular function: metal ion binding. NCBI's taxonomy places the organism in Eukaryota, Viridiplantae, Streptophyta, Magnoliopsida, Cucurbitales, Cucurbitaceae. The record is from RefSeq and is a predicted model, not a curated record.
UUAAGGCGUAGAGAGGACUGAGGAGCCUCAGUCAGCAAACCCGUUUUUGGAUUUUUGAAUUCCCACUCUUAAAUCUCAAAUCUUGAGACCUUUUUUUUUUAAUUUUAUUCUUGAAGUGGAAAAAUGGGCGUUUUGGAUCAUUUAUCAGACUAUUUCGAUUGCUCUUCUGGCCACUCCAAGCACAAGAAACGCAAGCAAUUGCAGACGGUGGAAGUGAAGGUGAGAAUUGACUGUGAAGGAUGCGAGAGGAAAGUGAAGAGAGCUGUGGAGGGGAUGAAGGGGGUGAAACAGGUGGACGUUGAUCGGAAAGCCAACAAGGUCACCGUCGUCGGCUACGUGGAGCCGUCGAAGGUGGUGGCGCGUGUGGCUCACCGGACCGGUAAAAAGGCCGAGCUCUGGCCCUACGUGCCAUACGACGUCGUCGCGCACCCCUACGCGCCCGGAGUGUACGACAAGAAGGCGCCCGCUGGCUACGUACGGAAGGCCGACGACCCCAACGUGUACCAGCUCGCACGUGCCAGCUCCACCGAAGUCCGUUACACCACGGCGUUUAGUGACGAGAACCCCGCGGCCUGCGCUGUCAUGUAACGGAGUGUUGCCGUUUUUGUUGUAAAUGCGCUGUAAAAAUAAAGCAUUAUGUUUUUUUUUGGUCGAUUUUCUGUGUGGCUUUUUUUCUAUUUUUGAUAGUUAUAUUAAUUUGUAUUAAUUGGAAUAUUUUCUAUUUUUAGUCAAAAGUAUUAUUAUUGUUUGUGGGUGUCAUGUCCUUGGUUGGGGCUUGCUUUUCCAAUCAAUCAUCAUGUAGACUCCCGACUUUUUGGUAGUGGUUCGUCUUUGAAAUUUGUUUUAA